UAUUCUUCUGCUCUUUGUCGUUUAACCUGGAGAGGUCGUUCAGUGAAGGUGUGAUUUGUGGUAGUAAAAUAAUUUUAGAAUGGCUGCGAAAAGAGUGGCUCAAUCCGCCAUAAAUUGGGCAGCUAUUGCCGAACGAGUGCCUGCUGAACAAAGGGCCCAUUAUCUUGCUUUUAAAGCCAAAUCCGAUGGAUACCUUAGAAAAGUCGUAGCUCUGCCUGAGCAGCCACCCAAGAUUGAUUGGGCCAUGUACAAGAACAAGGUCCCUAAUCCAGCCAUGGUUGAUGAGUUCCAGAAGAAGUAUGAUACAUUCAAGAUUCCUCUCCCAGAAGAUAAUGUGUCUUCAAUAAUAGCUGCCGAAGAAAAACAAGCGGCGGCUAAUGUUCAGAAAUUCAAACAAGAAUCCGCUGCCCGUAUUGUCCAACAUGAAGAAGAAUUGAAGAAGUUGUCUGCACAGAUUCCUCUGAAGGAAAUGACUUUAGAAGACUAUGCCUAUGCUUAUCCCAAUGACUGCUUGGACCCUGCCAACAGACCAACUUUCUGGCCCCACACACCUGAAGAGCAGCCCGGAGAAGAUGACAAGAAGGAUGAACAUCACUAGAACUGGGGCGCCAAUAACUAAUGUAGAAACUUGAUAACAAACUCUUCUCUCAUUUGUUUUUCUUUGUUAAAAUAAAUAUAAUCAAUAAAACCAAUAUGAAAUAGUU
Homalodisca vitripennis (glassy-winged sharpshooter) is the source of this 704-nucleotide messenger RNA. RefSeq names its product ATP synthase subunit d, mitochondrial (gene ATPsynD). Gene Ontology annotation, biological process: proton motive force-driven ATP synthesis. Gene Ontology annotation, molecular function: proton transmembrane transporter activity. The transcript has 3 exons. Bases 80 to 598 code for a protein of 172 amino acids. The record is from RefSeq and is a predicted model, not a curated record. Lineage: Eukaryota; Metazoa; Arthropoda; Insecta; Hemiptera; Cicadellidae.